AUGGCUCUGAGAGUCAGGUUGUGUGUGAGAUUGCUUGAGCAAAUCUUCCGCUCCUACAACUCGGAGAUUGUCUCGGAGAUGUUGACCGAGAUCUUGAAGACUGAGAAGUUCACGGACAUAAGCUUGGUCCAUCGCAACUUCAGGAAAGGGGACAAGAAGGCCUUCAGCCUCUCGUUCAAUUCGGAUAGUACCAGAUGGAACCAGAGGUGGGUCUCUGCCAAGUCCUACAUCGUUCUGAAGUCCUUGCCGGUGAAGCUGGAGAGGUUGUUGGCAACUUUGAUCAAGUCAUGGUCGUACAAGUACUUGUUCAUGAACAAGCACGUCGAGUUGAGGCUCGACUCGAUCGAGAAGGGGGAGGACGCGGCGCCGCUGAUCAAGAUGUUGAUGAAGUACUACUCUUCCUUGAUGAGGUCCAUGGCGAUCAAGUCUUCCUUCUUCCAGGCCUCGGGCAGAGGGGUUGCUUUCAACACUUCCCAGUGGACGGUCCUGAAGAAGGUGGUGGCAGGAAAGGGGGUAUGGGUCAGGCUGAAAGGGCUCGUGGAAGGGUGUGCUGUGUGGGUUGGGUCUGCUCACUUUACGCCGGGCUGUACGCAUGCACAGUACGAACAGGAGGUCUCGGAUUUCCUGCGGGAAGCCCCCGCUGGCAGGGAUCCCGUCUUUUGCCAGGUGGAUGCUAAUGCCCCUCUUGGAUGGACUCCUUUUGACUCUGUGGUCCUGCCUGUUGGGAAGGACGGGAAGGCCAAUGAGAUUCUCGGGCAGCUGGAGGCGAAAGGGUUUCGAGUUAUGGUCCCGCCCAAGGAGCAGUUUGAGGGAACUUUGAGUUGCCGAUACAGCGUGUUCAUCGCCGCCAUCCCACAAGGUGAGGGCUAUAGGGAUCCGGAAGAGGUAAAGAUGGCUAUUGCGAGAGCGAGGGAAAGUCGAACCAAGCAAUCGUGGUGUGAAGUCAGACGUCUCAGGAAACUGGCGCGUAGGAAGUGGGAGCAUGACAGGGUUUCAAGGGCUGCCCAGGGGGAUUGGGCGGCACUGGCGGGCUGCAAAGACACGAACAGGACGGGGUGGGAGCAUGCCUUCGCUGCUUCGCAGACAGAAGACCCGCACAAAGUUGUCCACAACCACUUGGAGCAGGUCUACAAAGGGGAAAGGGUGAUGAAGAACGAGGGACAGUUUGAAGGGGACACCAAGGCGUUCACGGAGGAGGAGUUUGACGUGGCUCUCGGGCAGAUGAAAGGGGGCAAGUCGGUGGGUAUUGAUGGUACUUCCAAGGAGCUCUUCUUGGGCCUAGUUGAUGUUCCUGGCGGGAAGCAGCAUGUCCUCGAAUUCUUCAACAGGGUUUUGGUUACACAUGAUGUGCCUCACGACUGGAAUGUCCCACUCAUGGUUCUCCUUCCCAAGAUUGCUGCGCCUAAGCUGGCCAAGGAUCUUCGCCCCAUCUCGAUGGGCUCGGCUGCCUCUAAACUGUUUUCACGCUUACUGCUCAACAGAACCCUGCAGCAUAUCACAGCACGCGCUCACAGCCAGUGCGCUGGAACAGGGCGUCAAGCCUCGGAUUACAUGUUCACGAUUUGGAGAGUGCUUGAGCUAGAACGGGAGUGGCACGCUGGGCUUUGCUUGGUUAAGUUGGACGUGGCAAAGGCGUUUGACAAUGUGAACAGGGAGAAAUUGCUCGCACGUCUCAAGGAACGUAUGGGAGACUGCUCUGAGCUUCGGUGCUGGCGUGCUCUGCUUCAGGAGAGUUCUGCCUUCUUGCAGUCCCCCUGGGGCUCGUCCCAGGUCACGAUGAGCCAGGGAAUUAAGCAAGGAGGGGUGGAAUCCCCUGGUUUUUUCGCUAUGUUGGCGGAAAUUUGCUUACAGGAAACGGCUGCAAGGUUCCGUUGGCAUGAGGAUCCGGAGGUCUUUGAAGGGUUCCCGUACAACGACGUUUUGUUUAUGGACGAUGGGAUCCUGUGGGCCAAGGGGGCUGACCGGGUGGAGCGGAGGGUCAGACAGCUCAUGGUUGUCCUCGGGGAAUAUGGGUUAAGGCUCAAUGGUUCCAAAUGCCAAUUCCUGUGCUCGCCUCAUUGGAAGGGCAGGAAAAGCAUUGUCAUUGCGGGCGAAACGGUGCCGGCGGUCCAGUCGGUGGAAGUGAUGGGGAUCCCUAUGAGGGUCGGAAUGACUCCGUGCGAGCUGGUGGGACCGUUGCUUUCGAGAGCGCGUGCCAAGUUCUGGACGCUAAAGCACAUCUUCAGAUCCAGGACCCUCAGGUGGUGGGAGUUGGAGCAGGUUGAUGAAUAUGGAACGGUCCAUGGAGGUGGCGGCUGGGCAGGAGUGGAGAAUUCUGGCGCAAGACAGAGGGGCUUGGAAAGGUCGAUGCCGCGAGCCCUGGUCACCGCCGUGCCGAUGAUUCGCCGCAAGAUGGACUACGUCCUCGGUGACGAAGUGGCGUGGAUGCAGAGGCGAGGGAAACAGCCUGGUACCCCUGACGAACCGGAUGGUGACCGAAGGCGUAGGACUGCUGCGUGGCGAGCUGAGGUCGCUGCUCGAUGGCAUGAGCUGGGUGAUGCUCGUGCCAGGGCGAGGGCGUACAGGCGGCUGUUUGCCACCAUUGUGCAGGAGCAUGGCCUGGCGCCUCUCCUGUUUGCGGAGCAAGUGAUGAACCCAGUGUGGGAAAUGGCCUUUCCAUCAUGGCCACAGCAUACCAGAGACAGUCAAGGGGUGGACACAUGGGUGGCGAACACGGCGGCGGAGAUCAUGAGACUGUACGCUGAGCGGCAGCCCAGACCCACUUCGUCUGAGCCAGCUUCGAGUGAUGAUGCACCUCAUCCUGCUGCUGGCAUGGGUGACCUGCCGCCUGCAAUGUCCCUGGACAGUGGGGAUGAGGUCGACACCGAGAGUGCCUCUGGCGAGACGGAGACGGCGGGGGGAGUUAACAAUUCUGGGGCGGCGGUCUCAGGGGUACUGCCUGGUGCUGAUGGGACAAUGGCGGGCGGGCCGGUGGGUCCGGAUGAUGCAGGCAGCCAUAUGGACGUGGCUGUUGGAGCGGAACGCCCUGCCGAACAUGGAGGCGAUGACGAGGAUGACGAAUGCACCCUCAUGGACCGAGGCGACCGAGUGGAAGCAGCAGAGAGGGAGAGGGCGGCUCUAGCUGGGGCCACGUCCUCUGACACGCCGGUCAAUGUCGACUUCACUGUGUUCCCUGACGGCCCUCGGGACAUGGAUCAAGGAGGCCCUUUUAUCCCAGACGACAGGGCGGAGUACAUGAGUGAGGUUCUCAAGGGUUACAGUACUCAGGAACAAGUGUUCAUGUUGUGGUACGUGGAAGGCAGUGACCGUGAUGGGGAUGAUGAGAACACGGUCAUGUUACAGCUGUGGUCCCUGCAGGGGCCUGUCCAGUGGGAAGGGGAUGAGAGUGGGUUCGUGCAAACCGACAUGGCUACCUCUGCUGGACUGGUGCAACGUCUACAAAGGGCCCUGGAGGAAUCCCAGCCAGGUGUCGCUCGGCUGCGCGCGGAGAACAUUCGGGCCAGGCUGGCACGAGCAAGAGGCAUAUGCCCGGCAGGCUCAAUGGGGAGUGAAAUCCUUUCCCAUGUGGAUGCUCUGUGUGUGGCUAUGUCUUCGUCCUUGGAAAAUGAGGUGGCUGAUGGAUUCGCGGCGAGGGCCGAUGAGGUGGACGAAUGGGCUUGGCACUGGCAGGCCAUCCAGCGAGAAGUGGUUCCGCAUGAGUCUACUGCUGGCCCGGCGUCUUCGUCGCUCCCCUCUGUGGUUGACUCGUCGCCGCGGACCGUUGGGGCGGAUGUGGACAGUCCGGUGAUCAACGAGAUGGCAGAGGAGGAGAGGCUCGCAAGGUGCCAGCGGGAAGAGGAAGAAGCCCAUGUGGAACGCUUCCUUCGUGAGCUGCUGGACCAGACAGAUGAGGAAGCAGAGAGAGCGCGGAUGUGCCAGGCAUGGGACGACUGGGCGCUGUACGAUGAGAUGCAUAACAGGCAGGGGAAGACCCGCAAGAGACGGUUUGUCGAGCUGUCCAAUGAUGAGGGUUUAGGGUCGGGCCUGGCUUCCUCAGGGUCCUCAGUGGCUCGCUUAUGGUUGCCCCCUCAUGGUGAUCUUCGGCUGUCUUUGCGGAUGGGCUUUGCUCAAGCUGAGCAGGUGAUGGAGGAUGGGGACAGCAAUGCAGACACUGUCUUGGUUCCUGUGGGCGAGGCAGGCCAAGAGGACUCGCGGGCACUGCAGUCUCAGAGAUCGUCGGCUAAGCCCUCCUGUGAUGCUGGUGUCAAGGAGGGCGUCCCGCUCGAAUUUGACGACUUUCAGCGUCUCUUUGAUCGCUGGCGUGAGGGAGGCAUCUCGAAUGAGGAGGUCUCUGGCCAGUUUGGGCAGCACACCCUUGACUUACUACAAACACAGAUGGCUGUCCUUCAGACGGAUGGGGACUCUGUUGGGGGUCUCCCUGGGAUGAGGGCCACGACGGAAACCAUCCUGGAUGCUUUGGUGGAGUCGGGUGGUCCAGUGUCUGAUGCUGACGCGGACGGUUGUGAGAUGACUGAGGCGGCGGAUGGUGUCGCUCAGGGUGCUUUGGAAGAAGAGCGAGUUGCUUUCGGUGAAGACGAGGAGUGCGAUGAGAGUGAAGUGAUUAUGGAGGAGGGGUUUGACAUGGGGACUGGGUUCAGAACUGGCUAUGCUCCUCGUCGUCGGCGGCAUCAGUGGAGGGCUUGGAAAGAUCGAAGUGACUAG
Messenger RNA from Symbiodinium sp. CCMP2456, 4701 nucleotides. Lineage: Eukaryota; Dinophyceae; Suessiales; Symbiodiniaceae. The record is from the annotation of a GenBank genome assembly.